This is a messenger RNA of Macrosteles quadrilineatus (aster leafhopper), 1023 nucleotides long. RefSeq lists its product as uncharacterized. Gene Ontology annotation, molecular function: nucleic acid binding. The transcript has a single exon. Bases 1 to 1023 code for a protein of 340 amino acids. Gene Ontology annotation, biological process: DNA integration. Lineage: Eukaryota; Metazoa; Arthropoda; Insecta; Hemiptera; Cicadellidae. The record is from RefSeq and is a predicted model, not a curated record.
AUGUCAGUAUGGUGGCCCAAAAUUAAUCAUCACAUCGAACAAAAAGUAACCUAUUGCCCGCAAUGCAUUGCUGACAGAGUGCCUCCUCGCCAUCCUAUGAUUCCUACAGAGGUUCCUGAAAGACCCUGGCAGAAAAUCGGAGUAGAUUUUUGUGAAUUCAACAAUGAUAAAUACAUAAUUCUCAUGGAUUAUUAUUCCAAAUACAUCGAUGUAUAUAAGGUAUCUAACUGUUCAACGGCAAUAUUGAUUAAAUCAAUGAAGACAUCGUUUGAAAAGCAUGGCAUCCCCGAGUCAAUUAGAUCAGACUCAGGUGUGCAAUUUCUAUCAGAAGAAUGGGAACUAUUCAAAUCAGAAUACGACUUCACAGUGGAAACUAGUUCACCAUCACCAACAAACGAUGGUGAUGGUUGUUUGUACCAUCAUCAGUGCAAUGGUCAAGCUGAAAGUGGUGUGAAAAUCUUCAAAAACAUAUUAAAGAAGUGUAAGGAUAGACAUCUGGGCUUAUUGGCAUACAAUACGACGCCAAAGGAAUGUGGUUAUAGCCCAUCACAACUAUUAAUGGGACGGAUUUUAAGAACAAAUCUACCAGUGAAUAAAGCAACUCUACUUCCAGCCACUCCAAAUCACAAUAGAUAUAGACUUAGACAAAGGGAAGAAAAGAGGAAACAGGAACAACAGUUCAAUAAAAGACAUAGAGUGACCCAGGUCAAGGAUUACCCAGAAAACGCUAAAGUUUGGGUAUCGGACCGAAGAGAAGAAGGGGUAAUCAAGGAGAAGUUAGAGAACAGGAAAUAUAACGUUGAAACAAAAAAGGGAGGAAGAUAUAUCAGGAAUGCAAAAUUCUUAUUCCCUAUGUUCUCCUCUGGAGAAAGAGAAAAUCCUGAUAAAGAAAACCCCCAUACUCAGACACUUCCUCCAAGACAGACACAUACACCAAGAUCCAACCUACAUAAUCAUUCUUCAACCAUACACAGACCUACCAGAAUUGUUAAACCUGCCAAGAGGUUCAUAGAAGAACUUUAA